CAGUUUUGACUCGCAAAUCUCAAACGGAAGAAGAAGAUCGACGACAGGAAUUACGAAACAGAGCUCGAAGAAUGGCUUCACGAACGAAGGGAAAAACUACGAUGGAAGUCGGAGGCGAUGGCGUUGCCGUCAUAACGCUCAUCAACCCUCCCGUCAAUUCGUUAUCAUUCGAUGUGCUAGAGAACCUUAAAAGUAAUUACGAGGAGGCUUUGAGAAGGAAUGAUGUUAAAGCUAUUGUUAUUACGGGUGCCAAGGGGAGGUUCUCUGGUGGAUUUGAUAUAUCUGGUUUUGGUGAAAUUCAGAAAGGGACAAGGAAAGCGCCAAAGCCUGGAUACAUAUCAAUUGACAUCAUCACCGAUUUGAUUGAAGCUGCAAGGAAACCGUCUGUCGCUGCCAUUGAUGGGCUUGCCUUGGGAGGAGGGUUAGAGCUCGCCAUGGCUUGCCAUGCAAGAAUAUCAGCCCCUGGUGCACAGUUAGGUCUGCCUGAGCUGCAACUCGGUGUUAUUCCUGGGUUUGGAGGAACACAGCGUCUUCCACGUCUUGUUGGUCUCACAAAAGCCCUUGAGAUGAUUUUGACAUCUAAGCCGGUUAAAGCUGAGCAAGGUCAUUCAUUGGGUCUUGUUGAUGCUGUCGUGCCACCUGCCGAGUUACUUAACGCUGCUCGUCGCUGGGCUCUUGACAUAGCCGAGAGAAGAAAGCCAUGGGUGUGUAGUGUUUUAAAGACUGAUAAGUUACCUCCUCUUGGAGAGGCAAGGGAGAUACUGAAGUUUGCCAAGGAUCAGACACGCAAGCAAGCCCCCAACCUGAAACACCCCUUAAUGUGCCUUGAGGCUGUUGAAGUGGGUAUUGUUUCUGGUUCAAGGGCUGGUUUAGAAAAGGAGGCUCUAAUCUCCUCACAAGUGGUCAAGCUGGAUACCACCAAAAGCUUGAUCCAUGUCUUCUUUUCUCAGCGAGGAACUACAAAGGUUCCUGGAGUUACUGAUCGUGGGUUGGUGCCAAGGAAGAUUAAAAAGGUAGCCAUAAUUGGAGGCGGGUUAAUGGGAUCUGGAAUAGCCACUGCAUUGAUCCUCAGUAACUAUCCAGUGAUUCUCAAGGAGGUAAAUGAGAAGUUCUUGGAGGCUGGAAUUGGCAGGGUCAAAGCUAAUCUCCAGAGCAGUGUAAAGAAAGGAAGGAUGUCUCAGGAGAAGUUUGAGCAAACCAUGUCACUCCUUAAAGGUUCUCUUGACUAUGAAAGCUUUAGGGAUGUGGACAUGGUCAUCGAGGCUGUCAUUGAGAAUAUAUCUUUGAAACAGCAAAUUUUUGCUGAUCUAGAGAAGUACUGUCCUCAGCAUUGUAUCCUUGCUAGCAACACAUCUACCAUUGAUCUGAACAAAAUCGGGGAGCGGACCAAGUCCCAGGAUCGGGUUAUUGGAGCACAUUUUUUCAGUCCAGCACAUGUUAUGCCACUACUUGAAAUAGUUCGAACCAAUCAUACAUCUGCACAAGUGAUUGUUGACCUGUUAGAUGUUGGGAAGAAGAUUAAGAAAACGCCAGUAGUGGUGGGAAACUGCACAGGGUUCGCAGUUAAUAGGAUGUUCUUCCCAUACACACAGGCAGCUAUGUUCCUUGUUGAACGGGGAACAGAUCCAUAUCUAAUCGACAAGGCAGUCAGCAAGUUUGGAAUGCCAAUGGGUCCCUUCAGAUUGUGCGACCUGGUUGGGUUCGGUGUGGCGAUAGCAACCGCUACGCAAUUCAUAGAGAACUUCCCAGAACGGACAAACAAAUCAAUGAUUAUCCCACUCAUGCAAGAGGACAAGAGAGCUGGUGAAGCCACUCGUAAAGGUUUCUAUCUUUAUGAUGAAAAGCGCAAGGCUAAACCUGAUCCUGAAAUAAAGAAAUAUAUCGAAAAGGCAAGAAGCGUAUCAGGAGUGAACCUUGACCCUAAGCUGGCGAAACUUACGGAAAAGGAAAUUAUUGAAAUGACGUUUUUCCCAGUAGUGAACGAGGCGUGUAGAGUAUUUGCUGAAGGAAUUGCUGUCAAAGCAGCAGAUCUUGACAUCGCUGGCAUAUUUGGAAUGGGGUUUCCACCUUACAGAGGAGGGAUCAUGUUCUGGGCUGAUUCCAUCGGAUCGAAAUACAUUUACUCAAAGCUAGAUGAGUGGUCGAAGGCUUAUGGUGGUUUCUUCAAGCCUUGUGAUUUCUUGGCUGAAAGGGGAUCUAAAGGAGCUCCUCUUAGCGCUCCCUUGGAACAAGCCAGAUCGCGGUUGUAAAUGUCAGCGUUUCAGCUGAAACCUUUCUUCGUUGCUGCAUCUUCUGUGUUUUCUUUAUCUCCAUAUUUACUUACCAAAACUUUUAAGAUCUUUGGCCUCACGAGCUGUUAAAAUAAAUUCUCAUCUCAGACAGAUGAAAGUAGAAAGUAAUUAAGUUCGGGUAGUAAUAAGAUUUGUUUAUGUUAUCUAAUGAUGCUUUGUCAUACAAGGCCGUCAGAUACGUUUGUUAUAAAGCUCUACGGAGUAAGUUCAAUGAUUUGUUGAUAUC
Messenger RNA from Raphanus sativus (radish), 2517 nucleotides. RefSeq names its product glyoxysomal fatty acid beta-oxidation multifunctional protein MFP-a. Gene Ontology annotation, cellular component: peroxisome. Bases 72 to 2249 code for a protein of 725 amino acids. Lineage: Eukaryota; Viridiplantae; Streptophyta; Magnoliopsida; Brassicales; Brassicaceae. The transcript is spliced from 18 exons. Gene Ontology annotation, biological process: fatty acid beta-oxidation. The record is from RefSeq and is a predicted model, not a curated record. Gene Ontology annotation, molecular function: NAD+ binding; (3S)-3-hydroxyacyl-CoA dehydrogenase (NAD+) activity.